This is a messenger RNA of Hyaloscypha bicolor E, 840 nucleotides long. RefSeq names its product Nucleotidylyl transferase. Bases 1 to 840 code for a protein of 279 amino acids. Gene Ontology annotation, molecular function: nicotinamide-nucleotide adenylyltransferase activity; ATP hydrolysis activity. The transcript has a single exon. Gene Ontology annotation, cellular component: cytoplasm; nucleus. Lineage: Eukaryota; Fungi; Ascomycota; Leotiomycetes; Helotiales; Hyaloscyphaceae. The record is from RefSeq and is a predicted model, not a curated record.
AUGCUCCGCACAGCACUCCAAACCUACCACUCAGCCCUGCAUACCUUCGCCUCCUCCCCAUCCAAUUUCCAAAUCCUCAAAUCUCUCCGCUCCUCCCGGGUCCCGCCCCCAAAAACCCUCUACAUCCUCGACAGUUCCUUCAACCCACCCACUCUCGCGCACCUGCGAAUAGCCAAGGCUGCCCUCCUCUCAGACCCAAUCGCCGCACCCACACCAAGACGCCUUCUCCUCCUCCUAGCCACCCAAAAUGCAGAUAAAGCCCCCAAACCGGCUGCUUUCGAACAACGACUCGUUAUGAUGGAGAUCUUUGCCUCCUCACUCAUAUCAGAAACGGAGCAGGAAGUAGAAGGACUCGGCAUCGACAUCGGCGUGACGAACCUCCCUUAUUUUGCAGAUAAGGCGAAAUCGAUAGAACAGUCGGGGUUGUAUCCGGUUUCAACGCAACAAGUUCAUCUCCUGGGCUAUGAUACGUUGACUCGUUUGCUGUCGACGAAGUACUAUCCCCCAACGCAUACGCUUCAGCCUCUUCAUCCUUUUUUGGAGAAACAUCGGUUACUGGUUACAUAUCGUGCGGAUGAUGACUGGGGAACGCGAGGCGAGCAAGACGAGUAUUUGAAGGAUAUUGAAGUAGGGAAGCGGGAUGGGGAUGGGGCUAAUAAAGAAUGGGUUAGUGAGGGGAGGAUUAGGAUGGUUGAAGGGAGGAAGGAAGGGGAAGAAAUAAUCAGUAGUACGAGGGUGAGGGAGGCGGCUAAGAAGGGUGAGAGGGAGGCUUUGGAGAGGUUGGUAACGAAGGGGGUAGGAGAUUGGGUUUUGGUGGAAAGUUUGUAUUUGGAUGAUUGA